Messenger RNA from Emiliania huxleyi CCMP1516, 1146 nucleotides. RefSeq lists its product as hypothetical. The transcript has a single exon. The coding region runs from base 1 to 1083 and encodes 360 amino acids. Gene Ontology annotation, molecular function: ribonuclease T2 activity; RNA binding. NCBI's taxonomy places the organism in Eukaryota, Haptophyta, Isochrysidales, Noelaerhabdaceae. The record is from RefSeq and is a predicted model, not a curated record.
AUGUCCGCGGGCCUUUCGGGUCCUCCGCCCGCGGACUACACCUCUUACGUCCUCGCGCUGGAGUGGCAGCCACAAUGGUCGCUUCGCGCCUGCCCCGGAUCUGCGAGCGCCGACCCUCGCCUGAUCGCGGCCAUGGCGGGAUCUCUCGGCGCUUGGGCGCGGCAGAAUCUCUCGCUGCACGGCCUGUGGCCCGAGUAUACCAACGCGUCCGCGCACGCUGGCUGGCGGUGGCCGCAGUGGUGCAACGCGAGCCGUCUCGACUACCGGGUGUGCGAGCGCGAGGAGGGCCUCGAUGGCUGUCAGCCGACGGAGCAGGCGCUCGCCGACUACAACGUCUCUGGCCGCUGGCAGUCGUGGGCGAUCGAGUACGCGUUUGGCUCGCUCGCCGCACACGAGUGGUCCAAGCACGGGAGCUGCUCCCCGUCGGCAGAGCAGCAGCCGGCGCAGCUCGAGUACUGGAGCUGGCAGGAGGAGGCGGUGCGGGUGGCGGCGGCGGGCCACGGCAGCCGGCUCGUCUCUGCGAGUGCGGGCGGGGCCGUGCGGAGAGCCGACCUGCUGGCCGCCUUUGAGCGCGACACGGGCGGCCGCGCAGUCGCCCUGCGGUGCGAGGAUGCCUGCCGGCUCAGCCAGGUCUGGCUCGGCUUCCGUGCGGAGCCGGCGACACUGCGGCCGCUGCUCGACCCGGACCACGCAGUCGCCGUGUCGGGCGGCUCGUGCGGACAGUGCGUCGCCGUCGCGAUCGCCGCGUGGUCGGGCUGCCCACGCCGCGCCACCUUCGACCGCGCCCUCGCGAUCGCCGCCGGCGCGCUGCUCGGCCUCGGGCUGCUCGUGUGCGCGCUCCCUCCGCUGCGGCAGCGAGCCGCGUACCUGGCGAGGACUCUCCGCCCCGCCGCGCCGCUCGGGCGGAGCCUCGCCAUGUCUCCCGCGCCGCUCGCCGGGGAGAAGCGUGUCGUCCAGCUGCAGGACCUGGACGUCAGGUCGCCGCGCACGCGGAGGUACGUCGAGGGGCUGCUGGCCGCCGACCCGCAUGAGCUGCCGCCUCCUCCGACGCUGAGAGCCGCCGGCGGCGCCGCGGCCGGCUAGGCACACGGGACGCCGUGACGAUCAUGCAGGGUUAGCCUGGAUUAAGAUUUAAGUUGUGAAAGA